GGAGCGCAGGCGUUAGCAAGUGCUGCAAGGCAACGUGGACACCCACUGUAACGUCAAUGUAGCCUGGCGAUCCAUCAGGGAUCCCAGAGUCGUCCCUCUUGUGGUGGUGGUGAUGAUGGUGUCCAUGGUGGUGUCGGUGAUCAUAGUCGUUAUCUCGGUGACGACGUGCUUCGAGAUCGCCAUCUCUGGCCUCAACGACAGUUGUGUGGUGUCUGUGAUGCCCAUGUCGUCCGUGGCCGUCCUCGACAAUCACAACGGGGUGACGAGGCUUCCUAGCUUCGAGUCCAUCUCGGUUAUGAAUCUUGACAAUAGUAUCGCCGUGUCGAUAACCAUGGCCGUGGUGUCGGUGUCGGUGCCUGUCAUCAACGAUCACGACGUUGUGUCCCGAGUGACGUUUCUCCAGCUGCCCGUCUUCGACAUCCAAGGACCUGUGAUGAUGAUGGUGUCCAUGGUGGUGUCCGUGGUCGUGGUCAUGGUCAUGGUCAUGUUCCCAGUCAUCAUCGUCAUAGUAGUGACGAUGACGGGGGUCUCGGGCCUGUACGUUGACCAGGGAGCCGUGCUGUGAUCAUUGUCAGGUGAUCCUCUCAGUGUCCGCACUCACAUGAUCAUGCGGUCCAUCUCCCAAAUCGACGUUGAUCAUGUCCGAUUUAGAUUGACCAUCACCCGCUUGGGCAUCUCCACUACCUUGGUUGUCUUCAGCAGCGCGAUGAGGUUGGGAUUGUCCCUGAGGCAUUCG
Molecule: messenger RNA, 736 nt
Organism: Kockovaella imperatae
Lineage: Eukaryota; Fungi; Basidiomycota; Tremellomycetes; Tremellales; Cuniculitremaceae
Exons: 1
Coding region: 113-565 (150 amino acids)
Source: RefSeq, a predicted model, not a curated record